Molecule: messenger RNA, 4086 nt
Organism: Melopsittacus undulatus (budgerigar)
Lineage: Eukaryota; Metazoa; Chordata; Aves; Psittaciformes; Psittaculidae
Gene: ZNF438
Product: zinc finger protein 438
Exons: 7
Coding region: 810-3314 (834 amino acids)
Biological process (GO): regulation of transcription by RNA polymerase II
Cellular component (GO): nucleus
Molecular function (GO): sequence-specific DNA binding; DNA-binding transcription factor activity, RNA polymerase II-specific
Source: RefSeq, a predicted model, not a curated record
CCGCGGCCCGGGGUGGGUGAAGGUAGUGGCGCGGGGCGCGGUUGCACCCGCUCUGCUCCUCUCCUCCCCUCGGGCGGCGGCGCGGGGCCUGAAAGGCCGCCCCGCUGGCGUAGGAGGCGGUGGUGGGGCAGCGGCCAUCGGCCAGAGCGUUGUGCGGAGGUGGGCGCCUCCCUCGGCCUGGCCCCCGGCGAGCCCGAGGGGGUCCCCUCCGAGGCCUGGCGCAGCUGAGGCUCCGAGGCCGUAGACUCGCCCGGUCACGGGAUAAGCGGGUCCGAGCCCGCAGGUCAGUCGCGUCCCCGGCCUGUGGAGCGUGGGUAGUCCCCUGCAACGGUGCGGGACGAGGUGCGUGCGGGGCCCGCUCAUCCCGAUCGCCACAGCCGGAGUCCGAGAGCGGCGGUGCGCGGCCUGCCGGGCGGCCGCAGCGCUCGGUGGAGGUGGCUGCCGACGCUGUAGGUUACGGUGCUAAUGCAGACAUCCGGCGCUCCUCCUGUUCAGGUUCAGUGGUGCUGCAUGAGACGAAAGCAGUGUUCUUCAACACUUCAGCAAUUUUGGUGUUUCAGGGAUUUUUAUGUGCAGAGGAAUUAAAAUGGAUGCAAUACUUUCUUUGCCAUAGCAGCGGCAGGAUGCAUAAGAAAGUCUAAGGCCGGGAUUGCUGAUUUAGAGAAAGUAUCAUGGUUAAUGCCAAGAAGAGGUCAUGUGCUGAGAUGAGCUUUGAAGCUGGAUUUAUCCCAGCCCUGCUGAAAUAUCUCCAUCACAGCAAGUCACUGAAGAAGCAGGAAGGAACCUUGUUGUAACUUUUAAAGGGCAUAAUGCAGAAUCCUUUAACUUUUUCUGCAGAUAAACACAAAUCCUCUUCAGAUAUAAUACGAAGUUUUCAGAAGACAAAUCAGUUUAGGACCAUAGCUCCAAAAAUGGUACCAAAAAUUUUAACAUCUUCGGUGGUUUCUUGUCUUCAGUCGUCUUCGUCUGAUCAAAAAACACCAAUUUCAGUUGCAGGUUCUAAAUCACUGGUGGUACCCACUCAAAACUAUGCUCUUAUGCAGGUGGCUGGUCAUGAGGGAACUUUCUCCCUGUUAGCCUUGCCAUAUGUUGCCCCUGGCCUAACACAGCAAGUCCAGCAGUCAAAUGUGGGCCCUUCUAAAAACCUAAAGCUGCCUAUCCCUAGGUACCAAUCUGUAAGAAAUAAAAUGCUGAGUGACAAAAGAAUGGCACAGGUCUCUGGUUUGGGUGCACAUGACAAGGUUCCUACCAAAGCAUCGAUCUCAUCACAGGCUUCCCUCAUGACUACUUUAAGUGAAGACUGUCCUGAAACUCGUUCUAGUUCAGAUUCAACUGAGCAAGCAGUGCUAACAGACCAUGACUCAGCUGAAAUUACCGUUGCCACAUUCGUGAAUAAAAGCAAUUGUGUGGAAUCUGGAUCUCUUUUAGAGAACAAACCUGAAACUGCUAAUAGUAAUGUUUCUGGACCAUCUGUAGUUAAAGACUCUUUAUCCAAGCUGGCAAGUACAAUCAAUCCCAAGAAAACAAGUCUACGCUCUGUGAAGACAGCAUCUGCAACCAGAAGAGAGUCAUUCAUAACAUCUGAGAAACUAAAGGAAAAACCCACAAAUUCUGCAAAUUCUGUUGCUGUCCUGUCACCAGCAUUUUUUAGCAGUACAAUACAGAUGACUCCAUCAGCACCAAAAGGAAAACUUCCUAUUUUGCCUUACUCAAGGGUAAAAAAUUCAGUGUUCUGUAAAUCUAAGGAGAAUACUAAUGUUACAGAUGCAUCUGGUCCUUCACCAAGAUCUGAAUGUGAAAAGACACCAGCUUCGGCAAAAACCUUUUGUGCUCCUACUAAAGCACCUGAUAAGCAGUUAGCUGUGUCAUUUACACAAGUCCCCAAACAAACCAUUCGAGAAAAUACCUUCUCUCCAUCCAAUAAAGUGGAUGUUGACAGUCUUAAAAAAAAGAACAGUGCAGCCUCUAAAAGAAGAGGCAGGAAAAGAAGAGCCCCAGAUGAUUUGUUGGCUUUUCAGACCAAGCGAAGGAAAUGCAUCAUUAAUAAGUUUAAAGAAGGAAGAGAGAGGGUGAAAGUUGAUCUUCAGCCACCCGAUGGCAAAAAAGCAGAGGCAGUGAAGAAAUACCGUAGUAUUAGACCAAAACCAGUGUUAGUUGUGCAGACUUUUGCACCUCUGACUUCUGCAGCAACAGUAGAGACACCAUCUCCUGACCGCAUAGACCAAGCUACUUUUUUAAAUAGAGCACUUCCCAAAAAACAUGUAAGUUACAAACCUAGUGAUGCUACAUCCGCGAAAUCAAGUGAUUUAAGUAGAAAUGCAUGUUCAGACGUACCUAAGCAGUUGCAUAAAUGUCAUGUUUGUAACCACAUCUUCCAGUUUAAACACCAUCUUCAGGACCAUAUGAACACCCACACAAACAAACGGCCCUACAGCUGUCGAAUUUGCCGCAAAGCGUAUAUUCAUUCUGGAAGCCUGAGCACGCAUAUGAAACUUCAUCACAAUGAAGGCAAACCCCAAAAGCUUGUGUGCUGUGAAUUCUGUGCUAAAGUUUUUGGCCACGCAAAAGUGUAUUUUGGACACCUCAGAGAAGUCCACAGGGUUGUUAUCAGCACAGAGCCCUCUACUAGCGAGCAACAGCUGCAAGAUGCUUUGAAGAAAAGGGAUACAAAUAUAAAAGACGCAGAAGAAGCAACAGAGAGGGGAAAUAAAUGCAAUUUUGAGGACCUAUUCCAUAAUCCAGGAGAAGUGAAAUUACAGGUCAGAUGUGGUCGAUGCCAGUUUAUUGCGCAGUCUUUUGGUGAAAUGAAGUUUCACUUAUUGUGCUCUCAUGGACAAGAGAUCCAGGGAAGAGUAAAGGAAGGGGGUUUGCAAGGAAGUAGAGGAGUGAAGGGGGAACUGAUUAAGCAUGCAACCCACUUCUGGAAACAGCACAAUGAGAGAAGACAUUUAGCAAAAUGCAGUGCCCAUGAGGAGGAUGUUUAUACUUUUCCAAAACUGAAAAGACAGAUCUACUUGCACCAUCAAAAUAAUGUUGAUGUAUCAUCUAAAAGUGAACUGACUCAGUCAGGAAGUGGUGAAGCAGCCAAAGAGAUGCAAAAUACAGGGUUUGGUACACCUAGUAGAAGAACAGAAAUUUGCUCUAAAGUGAGCUAUAACUGCAUUUUAUGCAAACAGUUAUUUGGAAGAAAAGAGGAUCUUUGUAAUCAUUGGCAGAGUCAUCAUAACUGUGAAGACCCUUCCACUUUAUGGGCAAUUUUUAGUUUGUUAUCAAAACAAGGAAUUAUUGAACUUUCUAACAGUGGCGGAUACUGAAGCUCAAUUCUACAAUGCUAUGAAAAACAUCAACUGCCUUACCGAACUGUUGACUGUUUCUUGUUGUGUUGCUAAACUAAUUCAAGAGAUGUAUCAAUUCAGAGGUUUGUUUAGUGGGUUUGUUGGGAUUUUUUAAGUUACACUAAUCUUUAUUUUGUUAAAUCAAAAAUGUAUUUAUCCAGGAUCAUUCCCGAUGAGUACCUGCAAGCCUUUUAUGAAGCACUGUACUUAAAAUUCAUGGUUAAGGAACUUAGCAGCAGCACAUACUCAGUACUAAUGGUUAACACCAAGGAAAAAUAUUUUCCAGUUAAAUUAUACUGUACACACAGAAAUAAAUAAUUCUAUAUAAAGUAAUCUCAGUCUUGAAUGAAAUGACAAAUCAGAUUGGAAGUGCAGUUUCUGUGCUUCCAGAUUUUAUAUAUGUGAAUAUUUCCAUGCAGUUCUCUGGAUCAUUUGAAUGUGCCUACAUGCAGCCAGCAUUCAAGAGCUUUAUAAUCUAUAAUUUAAAAGUUUCUAUUCAUGUUUUUUGAUUUUAUUAUCGUCAUCCGCGUUCAUUGCUUUCAGAUUUGUUAUUGACAGGUCUUUUAGGUGUUGUAUUCUGUCCUGGUAAUAGCAAAGAUCUCUUGGAUUUCACUUUAAAGUGAAAAAUCUACAUGUAUUUCUUUGCCUGUAGCUGUUUGGGUUGAAGAUAAGUUAGUUGCCACCUCUGAAGAGGAAACCCUCAAAGCUUGACUGCUUUAUGAAAAAAAAUAAAAGUUUGUUUUAAAAAUAA